This is a messenger RNA of Oncorhynchus keta (chum salmon), 1655 nucleotides long. RefSeq names its product ring finger protein 41, like (gene rnf41l). The coding region runs from base 374 to 1402 and encodes 342 amino acids. Gene Ontology annotation, molecular function: zinc ion binding. Lineage: Eukaryota; Metazoa; Chordata; Actinopteri; Salmoniformes; Salmonidae. The record is from RefSeq and is a predicted model, not a curated record. The transcript has 7 exons.
UAUCUAAAUAAUCUGAUUUUCGCCAGAUGAGUCCAAGGUUAACUUCACCGAUUUACGAUAAUAGCCUGCCUGCCCUACAGUAGGCCAUUCAGACUCAUUUAUGAAACUGAUCGAUAUUGAUUGCAUGGAUAUUUGUGUUAUAAAAUGUCACGUCAAUUUGAAGGAGUUUGCGGAAUUAAAUGAUGAUUCCGAAUGAGAUGUCAUCUGUCAUGGACUGAGCGCGGGUGCAGCUGGCUGCAUGGGCAGAGGAUCCCUGUUGCUAUGGAGACCUAGGGUAAACUACAGAGACAGGAGAGAGAAGAAGAGGAGGAGAGAGGUCCAAAGAGGAAGAAAGGACUGAGGGAAGAGAAGGAGAGUCAUAGAGAGUCUCAGGAUGGGUUAUGACCUGGAGAGGUUUGUGGGGUACGUGAACGAGGGGCUUCUGUGCUGUGUGUGUCGGGAUGUGUUGGAGCGCCCCCUCCAGGCCCCUUGUGAACAUGCCUACUGCGACGCCUGCAUCAGCUCCUGGCUCAUACACCACCACUCCUGCCCUGAGGACAGACUUCCACUGGACAUCAGCACUCUGAGACCACUGCACAGGUACAUGCGUAAUGACCUGUCUAGGCUCCAGAUCCGUUGUGUUAACUCUGGCCAGGGCUGUGAUGCCGUCUGCUGCCUGGAGACACUUCACACACACGAGGACCAGUGUCCAUUCACCUUCAUAUCCUGCUCCUCCACAGGUUGUCCGGUGCAGGUGGAGAGGAGGGGUCUAGAGUCUCACCUGUUAGAGUGUGAGUUCCGCAGCAGGGCGUGUCCUAGCGGCUGUGGCCACACCCUCCUCUCUGUAGACCAAUCACAGCACAACUGUGUUGCGGAGCUACGAACAGAAUUGGAGCUGCUCAGGGCAGAGAUGUUGGAUAAGGUGGAGGAGGUGAGGCGUGAGAUGGAGUCGAGGCUGGACUCUCAGAGGAGACACAUGGUGCAGAAAGAGUCUCUGCUGAAGAGCGAGGUGGAGGACCUCAAGGGCCAGGUGUCGAGGGUGAUGUGUGAUGUGCGGGCUCUCUUGGGGGCAGAGCGCCUGCGGAGACAGGAGCUGGCAGAAGCGGAUCUAGAGAAGAGGGAGCUACUGGAGAUGCUCCGGAGCCUGCAGCCAUGCAGGGGCCAGCGGAACAGAGACGAGCCAAUCAGAGGACUGCAUCAAGAAGAUGGGACAAUUAGGAGCCAGCUUCAAGUAGAACACCCAACCAGGGGCUUGCUGAGGGCAGGGCCAACACAGGCUUCUACCCAAUCACUACCCUCGGCUUUGCCUAUUCCAGCCUUAUACCCGCCUACCUCCCCACAGCCAGGGGAGGGGUCACGCAUGGCCCGCCCCCGCAGCCUUACCCUCGACUGCAUCAAGAGCAGAGAGGUCACCGUCAUCUGAGGGGCCAUUCCUAAUGUUACUGGGUUAUGUUCAGUAGGCACAAAUGAGAGAAAAUGCUUUAACUUCCUCAAUUCCUUCUUCAUUUAACAGUCUCAAAACAUUUUUAUCUGGUGUGGCAUCCCCUGAACGCACCCUUGAUGAUUGGCAGAUACCUGUGACAUUUCUUCAACUCAGAGAAAACCAGCCUGCUGAGAUCCUAAAUAAAGUCUGCUGAAACACCUCUGAUCUCUGGUCCUCUUAAGGUACAAUAGUC